AUGGAUGGAAAUGGAAACAUGAAUUUGAGAAAUUGGGGUUUUCUUGAUACCCCAGCCUCCACUCUCAAGAAUCACCACCUGGGCCUUCAGCUAAUGCCCUCCAUUUCGGAAAAGCCCCUUUUCGACACUGCUGGGGCCCACAGCCACACAGACUCGAAUCCGACGGCCUCCACCAAUGGCGGCCCUUUCCACCCCCACCGCAUUACUGAGUCCCACAUCCCCAUGGACUACUAUUGGGUGAACCAAAACCACGAGAAGUACCUGAACAUAAUCUCCGGUUAUUACCUGCCGAGCUGCGGAAUCUCUCCCGAGACACCCCAGCCCAUCACAAAUCCGCCCAAACACGAUAAAAUUGCCUCCGAGACUGACCCCACAAGCGAGAAGCGAGAAAAAAGCCAUUUUGGGCCUGCAGCAAAGAAGAGAGCCCGCGGCCCGACCUCAAACCAGGCCCAGGCCCAGGCCCAGAAGGAGAAGAAGAAGAAGCCAAGGACCAAAGCCCCUCGGGCCCCACGUGAUGGGCCGGGCCCCAAGAAACAGGCUGAGAUCGAGAUCAAUGGAAUUCACAUGAAUGUUUCGGAUAUUCCCACACCAGUCUGCUCUUGCACGGGCACCCCAGAGAAGUGUUACAGGUGGGGUUCGGGGGGGUGGCAGUCCGCAUGCUGUACCACGAAGCUUUCUGUGUACCCUCUGCCCAUGAGCACCAAGAGACGUGGAGCAAGAAUUGCGGGCAGGAAGAUGAGCAUAGGGGCUUUCAAGAAGGUGCUGGAAAAGCUCACGCGCGAGGGAUAUAAUUUCUCGAGCCCGAUUGAUCUCAGGAGCUAUUGGGCCAAACACGGUACAAAUAAGUUUGUCACGAUCAGGUUUAUGGAUAUAGGGUCACCCAAAUUAAAGGCCGCGCCUUCUUUUCGGCGCCGGUUUGAAACGCCUACGGCUACGAGUAGUGACGGCGAGUCGGAAACUGAUAAUCUUCCCAGGUACACUAGCCUGAAGGACAUAAUCUUGACCUCGUCACCAAAAAAUGCCGACGACCCAUGCAACAACAUAACCAUAAGAAACGAGCUAGUGAAGCACGCGGCCUCGGCCUACGUGCUCUCGGCAACCAUUGUUAAUCCUUCCAAUACCGAGCAAAGCUGGUUCUCUUACGAAUUAUGUGAGCAAGUCCAUCAUAUUAGUUGCAUCGAGAUACAUACGUGUUGGGAGAUGCAUGUGAGGCUGCCGUUGCAAGCUAUGUGUCGGCCGAUAGUCGACCUUUUUCAUCAAGUUGUUCAUAGGAUGAGGAAUGGGUUAAGGAGAAAAGAAGUUGUAACAUAA
Molecule: messenger RNA, 1311 nt
Organism: Striga asiatica
Lineage: Eukaryota; Viridiplantae; Streptophyta; Magnoliopsida; Lamiales; Orobanchaceae
Source: the annotation of a GenBank genome assembly